Lagenorhynchus albirostris (white-beaked dolphin) is the source of this 998-nucleotide messenger RNA. Its product is annotated as cytochrome c. The record is from RefSeq and is a predicted model, not a curated record. Bases 147 to 464 code for a protein of 105 amino acids. Gene Ontology annotation, molecular function: electron transfer activity; heme binding. The transcript has 3 exons. Gene Ontology annotation, biological process: mitochondrial electron transport, cytochrome c to oxygen; mitochondrial electron transport, ubiquinol to cytochrome c. Gene Ontology annotation, cellular component: mitochondrial intermembrane space. Lineage: Eukaryota; Metazoa; Chordata; Mammalia; Artiodactyla; Delphinidae.
CAGUUUGGUUGCAUUUUCACCCGUACAUAGGCGCGGACCGGCGUGUCCUUGGGAUAAGAGAGCGGGACGUUUGGCUUGUGAGCGGGAACGGCUUAGUCGUACACGGAGAAAGAACGGUGGGCGCGGAGGCCACGGCAGAUUUAAAAAUGGGUGAUAUUGAGAAGGGCAAGAAGAUUUUUGUUCAGAAGUGUGCCCAGUGCCAUACUGUGGAAAAGGGAGGCAAGCACAAGACUGGGCCAAAUCUCCAUGGUCUGUUUGGGCGAAAGACAGGUCAGGCUGUCGGAUUCUCUUACACAGAUGCCAACAAGAACAAAGGCAUCACCUGGGGAGAGGAGACGCUGAUGGAGUAUUUGGAGAAUCCCAAGAAGUACAUCCCUGGAACAAAAAUGAUCUUCGCUGGCAUUAAGAAGAAGUCAGAAAGGGCAGACUUGAUAGCUUAUCUCAAAAAAGCUACUAAUGAGUAAUAGUUGGCCACUGCCUUAUUUAUUAUGAAACAGCUGUCUCAUGACUUUUUAUGUGUACCAUAUUUAAAUUGAUCUCAUACACUAGAAUUCAGGUCAUGAAUAGCUGAUGUAAUAUUUCUGUCCUGAUUUAAAUAAGAUUGGCUUGUGGCUAAAUGAAUAUGGUCAGCUUUUUGAAUUUUGAUAGUAAUUCUGGUUCAGCAAGUACUGUCAGUGUUUUCCCCUUCUAAAGAGAUGAUUAAACUUGAAUAAGGAAUGUUAAACUUUUCAGGGAUAUGGUGAAUGCCUUCUCAAACCCUAUAGGAGAUUGGUUUUAUAUUUAGAUUUCUAUAACUGGUUAUAUUAAUAUAUUUAAAUAUUGAGAAGCUCCCUUCACUGUCUCAUAGACCAGCAAGAUUCACCUGUGUUUCAAGUUGUGUUCAUUCACCUGUUAAGGCAAGGGCUGAAGAUACACUGACAAUGUCCACUUUAUCUUUUUGGUCUUAAAUAUGCCAAUUUAAUUAAAAUUCUCCAUCUAAAAUAUUGCGUUUUACUUAA